Messenger RNA from Brugia pahangi, 2112 nucleotides. NCBI's taxonomy places the organism in Eukaryota, Metazoa, Nematoda, Chromadorea, Rhabditida, Onchocercidae. The record is from the annotation of a GenBank genome assembly.
AUGAUCUGUUUUAUACCGAAUCCACAGCAGACAAAUUUGGAUAACGAAAUGGCCAACCUGAAAAAUCAACCAGACAAAUGCGCAAUUGCUAAAAGACGCAAAGAGAAUAAAAAAGCAAAAGAAGCAAAAAAUAGUUAUGUUGUUGAACCGAAAGAUGGCUAUAUGGGUAAUUUAUCACCUGAAGAAAUAUUGAAGCGGAUCGAGGGAGAUGGCAAAGGGAAAGUUAAAGGAAAUCAAAAGAAUGGAACAAAUGCGUCUAAGGAUCAUUCUACUGUUGUAGCGAACGGUUCUAAAAAUAGUGGUGGUCGUAAAAGAGGUGACAAAAAAGAUCGCCAAGCAGAUAAGGCUGCAAGACGCUCUGCCAUCACUGAUAAAGAGAUAGCUGAACUCUCAACCAACAUGGAAACAUUAAAUAUAGAAAAAGGAGAGAUGGUUGUUGUGGAGGGAACUACCCAUGUACCUGAACAUGGAUCAUUAACGACAGAGACGAGAACAUCGAAGACGGAAGUCGUAACAUUAUCACCUGAUAAGGUAGAAGAAACUGGGAGUGGUGUUAUGAUCGCAGCGAAGAGCACAGUGGAUGAAGGUAUGGACGAUGAAGAGCAAUAUUUGAGUGCCGAUGAAGGUGCAAAUUCCAACUUCUCCGAUGACAUCAAAACUGAGUUGCAGUAUCAUACGGAUGAACAAUCCGGUGCUUCUGGUUCACGCGACUUUAUAAGUGAUGGCGCCAAUUAUCGUGCUGAUGAUGAAGAAAUAAAUCCUUUACCAGUAACAUCCGAAGAAUCUGAAUUUAUUCAGGUCACUGCUAAGAGUAAGAGGAAAGGUGCUACUGCUCUGACUCAACAUCAACAACAAACUACGGGAUCGGGAAUGGAUAGGAAGAACGUGUACUUCAAUAGCACGACAGAUCGAGGUGCUAGGACAAAUGUAAGGCGUGAUGCAGAUAGAUUGCGACGAAGCUCAGUACAACUACCACCGGACAGCCGUAGAAACCAGCUAUCUUCACGUGGAAACACUUCUCCAUCAUCGGUUGAUUGCGAGAGUUUUCAAAAAUAUUCGACUCCUCCACGACUUCGGAUGUUAAUUUCAGAUGUUGUUGAUAAUACUCUUAUGAAAGCACAAGAGAACAAGAGUGGAAAAAGUCAAAUUAUCGGCAUCACUGAUAGUGCUCGUCCAGAGCAGCAAAGACAGCAGGAGCAUUCUAAAUUUGCUACCUCAGUAUCGAUGAACAAGAAGGUAAAAUGUGGGUUACCAUCUUCCCUUCAAACAAGUCGAACAGCAUCACCUGAUCAUCGUAGCAGUCAACCGUUGACUUUAAAAUAUUCUGUCGCUGCUGGAAGCUUGCAGAGUGGCUCUUCACCGGCUGUUGCAUCUCUUUCGGAAGGUUUGUCAGAUGCGAAGUGCAAAAUAACGGAGCAGCAUAUUGGCAGUGGUACUAUUCCUAAUACAAAAGCUCCAGCUCAACAAUCUUGGGCAGAUAUAGCCAAGCGACGAUUGUACGAUAAUGUUGAAACACGUCCAAGUGAAGCACCUCUUGCAUCGUUGGAUCUUCGUGCAUCGAUCAAAGAAGAACAUUCCGUUAGUGGGAUUUCCAUUUCUGGUCAUAUGGAAAGUGAAGAAAAGCCGGGAUAUAGCAAGCAAAAGCGAACUGUAAGUGUGGAAUCGGUAAGCAGUGACCCAGCAGUGAAAGAUUACUCCUUCUUUUUUGAUCCAAACGAAGCUGCUGGAACUGUGUCGAAAGAAUCAGAAUCGAAGAGUUCUAAAACUAUGUCAAAGGAAACUGACGAGGAUUCGAAGGCUUUCAAACCUCGAUGUUCCGGGAUAGUGCUCAAUUUGGAUGGAGGUCGUCAAGUUGUUCUUCCGGAAAGUGAUGCAUCAGCUGCAGGUUCACCAACCGUUGUCGAUAUAAGGCAACGACCUGAAAUAAUAACAGCGAUUGGAAUGUGGAAAUGUUUCCAGUCCACAGAACAUCCAACAGAAGUAAUAACGACAUACAAAGAAUAUAAAGAACGAAAAGAGAGAUUAGAGAAGCAGAAACGGGUAUCAAAUGAACAAAAAAAGAAGGAAGAAAUGACAAAAGAGGGUGACAAAGGCGUAGGAGGAUCGAAAUGA